Astyanax mexicanus (Mexican tetra) is the source of this 943-nucleotide messenger RNA. Its product is annotated as ADP-ribosylation factor 4-like. Bases 88 to 630 code for a protein of 180 amino acids. The record is from RefSeq and is a predicted model, not a curated record. Lineage: Eukaryota; Metazoa; Chordata; Actinopteri; Characiformes; Acestrorhamphidae. Gene Ontology annotation, cellular component: plasma membrane; cytoplasm. The transcript has 6 exons. Gene Ontology annotation, biological process: vesicle-mediated transport; intracellular protein transport. Gene Ontology annotation, molecular function: GTP binding; GTPase activity.
UUUGAGCUUCAGAGCGCGAGCAGAAGCAGCAGCGCGUGAUCAUCAGCUCAGAUCCAGCAGUGUCUCAAAGACUCUCUCAGCUUCAGCAUGGGCAACUUCAUCACCUCCCUCCUCUCCAGACUGAUAGAGAAAAAGCAGAUGCGCCUCCUGAUGGUCGGUCUGGAUGCAGCAGGGAAAACCACCAUCCUCUACAAACUUAAACUAGGGGAAGUCGUCACUACAAUCCCCACUCUUGGUUUUAAUGUGGAGACGGUCGAGUACAAGAACAUCUCCUUCACCGUGUGGGACGUGGGCGGCCAAGAUAUCAUCAGACGCCUCUGGAGGCACUACUAUCACAACACUAGCGGCCUGAUCUUUGUGUUGGACAGUAACGAUCCCGAGCGAAUCGAACAAGCCUCUACAGAGCUAAACACAAUGCUUCAGGAAGAUGAGCUGAGGGACGCUGUCGUGUUGGUUCUGGCAAACAAACAGGAUUUACCCAAUUCUAUGUCAGUCCAGGAGAUAACAGAGAAGCUGGGGUUGCAUAGGCUAAAAGGAAAAACUUGGAAUAUCCAGCCGACCUGUGCAAUCAACGGAACGGGCAUAUAUGAAGGACUGGACUGGCUAUCAGAUAAACUCUCCAAAAAAUAAGACCAUAUAGGUCUUUAUAGGCACUUUGUUAAUCAUACUGUAUACUGCACUUUAUAUAUACAUACAAACACACUUGAUUUUAAGUUAUAUUUUAUGAUAAAUGUUUUGGAAUUGUCUUCAUGUGCACCAUUUCUUUCAAGCUUUUGUAUUUUAAAUAUAUAUAUAUUUUUUUUAUGCAUUGUCUGUGUGUCUUACCUUCAUUAAUGUAAAAUAUUCAGCACUAUGCUGUUUAAUAAUGCCUUAAUAAAUAGUUCUGAAUGUAUGUUUAAUGUAUUUCUCUUGUGAUUGCCAAAAAAUAAACGAUGUAUAAUUU